GUGAUCCUCUGACUCUCUCUUUCUCUCUCUAUAACAACUAUGGGCCAAAAGGAAAUGGGUCUUUGUUUUCUUUGCUCCAUUACCUAACGCUCUUCCAUUUUUCAAAUGUAAACGCUCAACCAAUCCCACUUGGUUUUCAUUUCUUCUUCUCCCCUCUCAUUUGACUUGAUCGUCUUCUUCCUCUACCCUUUUUUCUCUUCCAACAUUCCGAUUCUGCAACUUGUUUUGAAGCAAUGAAGUGCUUCCACUUCACCAAUGGCGAGAGAAGGGAUGAUGAAGACGCCGUCGUUUCUAGAGUCUCCAAGGUCUCCUGGGCUCGUUCGCUAAGUAUGGCUUCUAGCACUUUUGAUACCAGGCGGUCCGAGUUCGAUUCUGACUUUUCUAGGGAUGUUUCCGACUCGAUUGGGUUCGAUGAGUUUUUGACUCACCGGAGAGGGAAUGAUCUGCGCGUUUUUUCCUUUUCCGAGUUGAGAUCAGCCACGCGAGGGUUUAGUAGGGCAUUGUUGAUUGGGGAAGGAGGUUUUGGUUGUGUGUUUAAAGGAGUUGUUAGGGCUUCUGGUGAUGAUAAUGGUGGCUCCAAUUCCAAGUCUGAUUUGAAAAUGGAAGUUGCUGUUAAACAGCUCAAUCGCAACGGCUUCCAGGGGCACAAAGAGUGGAUCAACGAGGUGAACUUUUUAGGUGUGGUGAAGCAUCCAAAUCUUGUGAAAUUAGUUGGAUACUGUGCCGAAGAUGAUGAAAGGGGAAUGCAAAGGCUUUUGGUUUAUGAGCUUAUGCGCAAGAGGAGCUUGGAGGAUCAUCUAUUGGUUCGAGUAUCUUCACCACUGUCAUGGUUGGCCAGGCUUAAAAUUGCUCAGGAUGCAGCUCGUGGUCUUGCAUAUCUACAUGAAGAAAUGGAUUUUCAGCUAAUUUUCCGCGACUUAAAAGCAUCAAAUAUCCUGCUAGAUGAAGAAUUUAAUGCGAAGCUUUCGGAUUUUGGACUUGCCAGACAGGGUCCUCCGGAAGGAAUCAGUCAUGUGUCAACAUCGGUUGUGGGUACAGUAGGCUAUGCUGCUCCAGAGUAUGUCCAAACUGGCAGGUUGACUGCAAAGAGCGACGUGUGGAGCUUCGGAGUUGUUCUCUACGAACUCAUUACAGGAAGACGAGCCGUGGAGAGAAACCUACCACGCAAUGAGCAGAAGCUUUUGGAAUGGGUUAAACCAUAUGUGUCUGACCCUAAGAAGUUCCAUCUUAUUAUCGAUCCACGGCUCGAAGGAGAAUGUGACAUUAAGUCAGCACAGAAACUUGCAUCACUGGCUAACAAAUGCCUGAUGAAGCAGCCUAAAAAUCGCCCAAAAAUGAGUGAGGUUGUCGACAUUCUUGGAAACAUCAUCAGUGAAUCAUGUCAAGAUGAAACAGUUCCUCAACCGAGUGACAACAUCGUCGAAACGAAGGAAGAAACUGUUGCGGAGGCCGAAGUCGAGGCUGCUGCUACUAGUAGUAGUAGUAGUAGUACAAGGCAUAGAAAUAGUCAUCUAAGGAAAGUUUUUGAUUUUAAAGAUAUGGUGAGCUUGAGAAACAAAUCUUUUGGGAAGUUAGAUUGGAGAAAUUGGACACCUGGAUUGGUGAGAACUUGGUGACAAGCUUUGCUUAUUCUUUGAGAGUGACUGUGGAAGGAAGGAAUGAAGAACAACUGAGUUGCAACUAGCGAGGAAGAGGCGUUAACCGAAGAGAGCGACUAUGCUAGGAGGAUGCAGGAGUGGAGUCAUCGACUGUAUUAUGCGAGGAUUGUAUUGUGCUGUACUGAGUAGCGACUAGUGAGGAAGGUACUUGAGUAGGAACUUGAAAGAUGUACUAAUGUCAACUGAAUUUUUAUGCACUCGCAGAGGACUGAGGUAUGCGUCGUGCGAGGAGUACACAUACGAUGUGGGAUCUAAUGAUGGUAUACUAAACGUGGGUUGGGCUUGAGCUUGGGCCCAACUCAUUCUCUUCGUUUAUUUUUAUGUAAUCUAGUUGGGUCGGGUUGACAUGAUCCUUUACACACUGAACCCGUACCCAACUUGAACUAGAUUGAAUCUUAGCAAAAAUCCAUCUCAACCCUUAUAUUUCGAGUUGAUGUAAGUCAUAUUGAUGUCUAGAGAACUUCUAGGUGAAGCAAGUAGGUGGAGAGAGUUAAGGAUAUGAUUGUCGGUGAAGGCAAUAAAUUUAAUGUGAGCUAUGAAUUCUUUAAAUA
Molecule: messenger RNA, 2209 nt
Organism: Cucurbita moschata (crookneck pumpkin)
Lineage: Eukaryota; Viridiplantae; Streptophyta; Magnoliopsida; Cucurbitales; Cucurbitaceae
Product: probable serine/threonine-protein kinase PBL19
Exons: 5
Coding region: 234-1616 (460 amino acids)
Biological process (GO): protein phosphorylation
Molecular function (GO): protein kinase activity; ATP binding
Source: RefSeq, a predicted model, not a curated record